GCUUUCUCCUUCUUUCUGUGUUCUGUGUUCUGUCCAACUGUCCAACAAAGCGUAAAGCGUCUGUAACCCUUCUUCCAUACUCAUUUUUGGACACAGCUAGCUGUUGACGUGUACUGACUGAGUUAAAUUAGUAUUGUUGUUCAAGAGUGAAAAAUGCCUGCUCCACCAAGCUCAACUACAGUUGGAUCUGGAAGUAGAUCUCCAUCCAAAGCCGUAGCCCCCAGGUCAUCAACUGGUGGAACUGUUAGACAAAGGAAAACAGCCCCAACAACAUCUGCUCGAAACCGCAACACUGGCACCAACAGCGGAGGCAUGUGGAGGUUUUACACUGAUGACUCUCCUGGCAUCAAAGUUGGUCCUGUGCCAGUCUUGGUGAUGUCUUUGUUGUUUAUUGCGUCAGUCUUCAUGCUUCACAUCUGGGGAAAAUACACAAGAGGUUAAACAGUCUAAAUGCAUUUCUAUCAUUCCAGCUGCGUCAUGUCAUACGAUUAUUUAUAUCUUGUUUGUAUGUUUAAUAAUUUAUAUUCAUUUAUGUUAUACAUAAAUAAAAGAUAACAUGUUUGUAA
This is a messenger RNA of Macrosteles quadrilineatus (aster leafhopper), 566 nucleotides long. It is a transcript of the gene Sec61beta, whose product is annotated as protein transport protein Sec61 subunit beta. Gene Ontology annotation, biological process: intracellular protein transport. Lineage: Eukaryota; Metazoa; Arthropoda; Insecta; Hemiptera; Cicadellidae. The transcript has 4 exons. The coding region runs from base 154 to 441 and encodes 95 amino acids. Gene Ontology annotation, cellular component: Sec61 translocon complex. The record is from RefSeq and is a predicted model, not a curated record.